GGGCUGGAGGCUGGAAGCUGCUCUGGAGGCUGUGGGUGGAAGUGCAGGCUGAGUGAGGGUGAUUUAAGCAAGGACCAGAGCCAUGGGACUACUAAGUAGGAAGGACACUUCUACGAGGGGAAUCGUGAGGAGCUAGUUAUCUAUCGGGAGGGUGCUGCUCACAGAUCUGCCGUGAUUAGAACUACCAGAAAGAAGCUACAUUCCAAAGAUUCCUGUAUGCUCACCCCUCUCCCCAGGAACCGCAGCUGUCCCUGUACUAGGAAGCAGGUCUGGGGUCAGCAAUUCAGUGCAGACAUAGCUCACUGAAGAGCCAGUCCUUACACCCAUCCCAUACCUGAGACCCAUGAUCACGGCAGUGGGUGCCGAAUGCUAGCAGAGGAAGGACCCCAAGAACAUGAUAUACCUGUUACAAAAUGGCUGGCCAUAAAUUUUGCUAGGGAGGAAAAUGAAAGCUGGUCCAAAGGUGCAAGCAUUCCUUUGAAACACAGAAAAGCCCGAAGUGAGGGAAGGACAGUGAAGAUAAGCAAGGAGCAGGCCUGUGGAAGCUGGGGAGGGGAAAGCCCCGAGGGAAUGCUCAGGUUGGGAGUGUCCGGCUGGCCCAGUGAAGGCCCACAGGGGGCGGGGCCGGCCCAGACCUGGGACUGUCGGCCUCUGCAAAGGUGUCUGAAGCCCUGUGAAUGGACACAGCCCCCAUGGAAGGGGUCUUGGGUGAGAAGGACACUUGUUGAAGAAUGCCAGUAUUUAAGUAGUGGCAAGGAAGAGGAGCCUGCGGGAAUCUGCAGGGGGAGGCGACCAACAAGAGAGGUCUGCGCAAAGAGCAGAUCCACAGAUGAGCAUGGCCGCCACCGCUGCUGUUAGUCCUAGUGACUACCUGCAGCCUGCUGCCGCUGCUACCCAGGACUCCCAGCCGUCUCCCUUGGCCCUGCUUGCUGCGACAUGUAGCAAAAUUGGCCCACCAGCUGUUGAAGCUGCAGUGACACCUCCUGCUCCCCCACAGCCGGCCCCACGGAAACUGGUCCCUAUUAAACCAGCCCCUCUUCCACUCAGUCCCAGCAAGAAUAGCUUUGGCAUCUUGUCAUCUAAAGGAAAUAUACUUCAGAUUCAGGGCUCUCAGUUGAGUGCCUCCUAUCCUGGAGGGCAGUUGGUGUUUGCCAUCCAGAACCCCACUGUGAUCAACAAAGGGAGCCGAUCAAAUGCAAGCGUACAGUACCAAGCAGUCCCGCAGAUUCAAGGGAACAGUUCCCAGACCAUCCAGAUGCAGCCCAAUCUCACCAACCAGAUCCAGAUCAUCCCAGGCACCAACCAAGCCAUCAUCGCCCCCUCGUCAUCUGGCCAUAAGCCUGUGCCCAUCAAGCCAGCUCCUGUCCAGAAGUCAAAUACAACUACCACCCCUGUGCAGAGUGGGGCCAACGUGGUGAAGCUGACAGGUGGGGGCGGCAACGUAACACUUACCCUGCCGGUCAACAACCUGGUGAACACCAGUGAUGCUGGGGCCCCCGCUCAGCUCCUCACUGAGAGCCCCCCCACCCCAUUGUCUAAGACUAACAAAAAAGCCAGGAAGAAGAGCCUUCCUGUCUCGCAGCCAUCGGUGGCUGUGGCUGAGCAGGUGGAGACGGUGCUGAUUGAGACCACAGCAGACAACAUCAUCCAGGCAGGAAAUAACCUGCUGAUUGUCCAAAGCCCUGGUGGGGGCCAGCCGGCUGUGGUCCAGCAAGUCCAAGUGGUGCCCCCCAAGGCUGAGCAGCAGCAGGUAGUGCAGAUCCCCCAGCAGGCACUGCGGGUGGUGCAGGCUGCCUCUGCAACCCUCCCCACCGUUCCCCAGAAGCCCUCCCAGAACUUUCAGAUCCAGACAACGGAGUCUGCGCCAACCCAGGUUUAUAUUCGUACACCUUCUGGUGAGGUACAGACAGUCCUCGUCCAGGACAGCCCCUCAACAACAACUGCAACCACCUCAACCACCACUUGUAACAGCCCUGCACCCCGAGCUCCCCAACUGAGUGGCACCAGCAAAAAGCAUUCAGCUGCAAUUCUCCGAAAAGAGCGACCCCUGCCAAAGAUUGCACCUGCUGGGAGCAUCAUCAGUCUGAAUGCUGCACAGUUGGCGGCAGCUGCUCAGGCCAUGCAGACCAUCAACAUCAAUGGAGUCCAAGUCCAGGGUGUGCCUGUCACCAUCACCAACACUGGCGGGCAGCAGCAACUGACAGUGCAGAAUGUUUCUGGAAACAACUUGACCAUCAGUGGGCUGAGCCCCACCCAGAUCCAGCUGCAGAUGGAGCAGGCCCUAGCUGGAGAGGCCCAGCCAGGGGAGAAGAGGCGGCGUAUGGCCUGCACGUGUCCCAACUGCAAGGAUGGGGAGAAGAGGUCUGGGGAGCAGGGCAAGAAGAAGCACGUAUGCCACAUCCCAGACUGCGGAAAGACUUUCCGGAAGACAUCCUUGCUUCGGGCCCAUGUCCGUCUGCACACUGGCGAGCGACCCUUUGUCUGCAACUGGUUCUUUUGUGGGAAGAGGUUCACACGGAGUGAUGAGCUUCAGCGACAUGCUCGAACCCACACAGGGGACAAGCGCUUCGAGUGCGCCCAGUGUCAGAAGCGCUUCAUGAGGAGUGACCACCUCACCAAACAUUACAAGACCCACCUAGUCACGAAGAACUUGUAAGGCCAGCUGAAGCAAGAGGCAUCUAAUUGGCCUGGGUCUGUGGUGGACAGGUGCCCACAACUGCCCUGGGCGGCCCUCACCCUACUCCUGUUCUGUGGCUGUGUCCCCACAGGGAGGGGCUUUUCUCCUAUGCUCCCCUCCUUCCAAAGGCCCUUCCCUUCUCAUCAGGAGCUCCUGGCCUGCCCAGGCUACGCACACUGGCCAUGCCCAAUGAGACGUUCUAAACCAGGACGCGUGGGGACCCUUAUUUCCAAAGGAAAAACAUGCAUUUCACUCCGUCGAGGAGCAAAGUGAGCCCCCUAUCCUAACCCAUGCCCUGCCCCAACACUGCCGGAGUCCCAUUGUGCCAUGCCCCCCAGUCCUCUGCCUCUUGUCCCCCUCAGUUACCUCCCCUGGCCACUAGGGCCCUGUACCCAGCCUCCCACUGACGCCCACCUCUGCGGAGGGCUGGGAGGCUGCCUCCACUCCACUGCCCAGCCCCUGCCAUGGCUCUCCUCCAGACAUUCCAACUUCCUAUUUGAAAGGUCAGAUGCCGGCGGACUCCUCCCACUCCUUUUUCUAUGGAGAACGUUGCCUUAUUCUCGGACUUCAGAUGAUGAACACUGUGUAUGUGUGUGCUUUAAAGACAUUUUAUUUAAUUGCUCCCUUCUUCCUUUCUUUACUAGCUGCCGCCCCUCACCUGCGUUCAGUUUAGGGUUUCGGGGGCAAUGCUGAGCAUAGGAGUUUUUUUUCUCACUAACAAUUCUUUUCUAAAUGACACAUUUCAAUUCAGAUCUGGACUCACAUGGAAACAACUUCCAUUCUGACUCCCUCCACACCCUUUCAUCUCGUCACCUUACCUGCCUGAGCUCUAUUGUGUACAGUGUAUAUUGUAUAAUAGACGAUUGUGUCUACGACAUGUUUUAAAAAAAACAUAUUGCUUGUUAUUUUUGAGGCUUUUAAAUUAAACAAAAAUCCAACUUUA
This is a messenger RNA of Alexandromys fortis (reed vole), 3620 nucleotides long. It is a transcript of the gene Sp2, whose product is annotated as Sp2 transcription factor. The transcript is spliced from 7 exons. The record is from RefSeq and is a predicted model, not a curated record. Gene Ontology annotation, biological process: regulation of transcription by RNA polymerase II. The coding region runs from base 830 to 2656 and encodes 608 amino acids. NCBI's taxonomy places the organism in Eukaryota, Metazoa, Chordata, Mammalia, Rodentia, Cricetidae. Gene Ontology annotation, molecular function: DNA-binding transcription factor activity, RNA polymerase II-specific; RNA polymerase II cis-regulatory region sequence-specific DNA binding.